UGAGAAUGCCAAGUUGCAUACCUUUCUUCCUUCUUCCUUUUUCUUCUCUUUCUCUCUCUAAAUCCUCUCUUUAAACGACAUUAAAUUACUCACUAAACGACUCUUCAUCUCCUUUUCUCUCUCUCUAUAAUCUUCUUCUUUCUCUGUAAACCCUUUAUUUUCUCUGAAGCGCCAAUUUAGGCGAGAAAAUAAGGCCUUGUUUGUUAUUAAAAAAAUGAUGGAUCCAGCAUUUAAACUGUUUGGGAAAACUAUACCAGUUUGUGGUGAAAAUGAUAGAGAUGGUGAUGAAUCUCAAGGGUGUGAUUCUAAUGAAAGUUCUAAUUCUGAUCACCAUGAUGUUGAUGUUGAUUUUCAUGAUGACAAGGAAGAAGAACAUCCUGAUUUUCAAGAAUCAGCUGAAGGAACAGUGGAAAUUGAUCAAUCUGAUGAUCCUGCACCACAAUCUGAUGAAGACUCUACAAAUCUACCCACAAUGUCAGAAAAUACUGCCAACAAAAGGGCAUCUGAUUCUGAUGAGAAGGAAUCAAAUGAUCCUAAAAAUUUACAGCAAAAACCAUUAAAGAAACCAGACAAGAUACUCCCAUGUCCGAGGUGCAAUAGUAUGGACACGAAAUUCUGCUAUUACAACAACUACAACGUCAAUCAACCGCGGCAUUUCUGUAAGAGCUGCCAGAGGUAUUGGACUGCAGGUGGCACAAUGAGGAAUGUUCCGGUAGGUGCAGGAAGGCGAAAGAACAAGAACUCUGCUUCCCGAUACUGUCAUAUUACUGUGUCCGAGGCUCUGCAAGCUGCUCGUCUUGAUGUUUCGAAUGGUGUUCAUCACCCGGGUUUGAAAAGUAAUGGCACGGUUCUGACUUUUGGACCUGAUAACUCACUUUGUGAAUCGAUUUCCCCUGUUUUGAAAAUUGGUGAUAAGGCCAAUACUCGGAAUGGGUUCCAUAAUAUUGAUCAGGUCGUUUGUGUGAGUAGAGAAAAUGGGGAUGAUGGAUCGAGUGGAUCGACUGUCACAACGAGUUCAAUCGAGGAGAAGGCUAAGGCCGGACUACAAGGGCAAAUUAAGCAUAAUGUGAAUGGUUUUAGCAAUCAAAUGCCUUGUUUUCAAUGGCCUUAUGUGUGGAAUCCUGCUGUUCCUCUACAACCAUUUUGCCCUUCAGCAUUCCCUGCUAUGCCAUUUUACCCGCCUCCUUAUUGGAAUGGCGCGAUUCCUUGGAACUUUCCUUGGGUGCCUCCAGUCUCUUCAAGCCAAAAAACACAAGGAUCAAACCCGAACUCCCCAACUCUAGGGAAGCAUACGAGGGACGGAGAAACGCUUAACCGAAGCAAGAAUGAAAGGAGUCCAAAAAACCCUACUGUUUUAGUACCAAAGACAUUGAGAAUCGAUGACCCAGAUGAGGCGGCCAAGAGUUCUAUAUGGACGACACUUGGGAUUAAGAAGGGUGAUUCUCUUAGUAAAGGAGGUUUCUUUAAUAGCUUACCGUCCAAAAAGGGUGACGAAAAAGUUCACCAAAUGGAUGGUCCGCCUUCAUUGAAGGCAAACCCUGCGGCUCUAUGCAGGUCGAUGAACUUCCAAGAGCGUGCCUAAAAGGUGUAUAUUGAAAAUCAAGUUCGGGUUUUUGUAGAUUACACCUCUAUGUAUGGUGGCUCGAAAUUUUCGUUUACGAGCCACAAGUAGAUAAAUUAGAAAACAAUAACUAGGUAAGCAGAAGCAGGAAGAUACCUUCCGAUAAGGGUAGGAUGAAAGGAGCAGAACAACACCAACCAGAUGGAUGUGAUCAUCUUGUAGAUUUAUGAAGAGUGUUUUCUUCUUUUUUUUAAUCUAUUUUUGUCUAAGAUUUCCUUGUUGUUGAUCUUGUACAUAACCUCUUUUUGGAAUUGUUUUGAGCUAUAAAUAGAAUGGAGUGGCACAUAUAUUAGAUAUACUUGGGCCUCUUCUUGUUGUAAUAUAUUCAAUCCAAUAAUGAAAAUUGCCUUCUGUUUCA
This is a messenger RNA of Amaranthus tricolor (Joseph's coat), 1979 nucleotides long. RefSeq names its product cyclic dof factor 3-like. The coding region runs from base 215 to 1582 and encodes 455 amino acids. The transcript has 2 exons. Lineage: Eukaryota; Viridiplantae; Streptophyta; Magnoliopsida; Caryophyllales; Amaranthaceae. The record is from RefSeq and is a predicted model, not a curated record. Gene Ontology annotation, biological process: regulation of DNA-templated transcription. Gene Ontology annotation, molecular function: DNA-binding transcription factor activity; DNA binding.